AUGGCGGACAACAAAUCAAAUUGUUUUGAUUCUCGAUUGUGGCAAGCAUGUGCUGGUACUAUAGUAAAAAUGCCUGCAGUUAAUUCGAUAGUGUUGUAUUUUCCUCAAGGACACGCAGAACAUGCCGGUGUAAAUGUUGAAUUUAGGAGUGACGUUAAGAUUCCAUCCUACAUUCCUUGUAGAGUUUUGAGUAUUAAAUACAUGGCAGAACGUGAAACUGAUGAAGUUUUUGCGAAAAUUAGAUUGACGCCUGUUCGUCUUAGUGAAUUUUUCGAAACGGCUGAUGAAGGAAUGGUGAAAAUUGGGUCGGAUAAUUCACGUAAACCUCUUUCGUUUGCUAAGACAUUGACUCAAUCAGAUGCUAAUAAUGGUGGAGGUUUUUCUGUUCCGAAAAAUUGUGCAGAUACGAUUUUUCCUACUUUGGAUUACAAUGUGAAUCCUCCUGUUCAGACGCUCUCAGCAACGGAUAUUCACGGGAAAUCAUGGCAAUUCAGACAUAUUUAUCGAGGAACACCAGAACGUCAUCUUUUAACAACCGGCUGGAGUACUUUUGUCAACGAAAAAAAGCUUGUUGCAGGUGAUUCCAUUGUGUUUCUAAGGAAUGAAAAUGACAAAAUUUCUAUAGGAAUUCGAAGGAUUAAAAAAAAGAGUGUUGCAAUUGAACCCGAGACUUCUCCUUGGUGGUUUCCAUCGGUUGGUAAUCUUACUAUACCACGCGGAGGAUUUUCAGCUUUUCUCAGAGACGAUCAGAAUACAAACUCGAGUUGGAGUUUGAUAAACAGGGGAAAUGUUAAAGCAGAAUCAGUUAUUGAAGCUACCAAACUUGCAACUAAUGGACAACCAUUUGAGGUUAUCUUCUAUCCGCGGAGUACUACUCCAGAGUUCUUUGUUAAGGCGUCACGUGUCAAGGCAGCAUUGCAAAUCCCCUGGUGCUCAGGAAUGAGGUUCAAAAUGCCCUUUGAAACUGAAGACUUAGUGAUAAGCUGGUUCAUGGGAACUAUUUCGUCUGUUCAAGCCAACGAUCCAAGUCAAUGGCCAGAUUCACCUUGGAGGAUGCUUCAGGUGACAUGGGACGAGCCAAAUUUGCUUCAUAAUGUGAUGUGUGUCAACCCAUGGCUCGUGGAACCAGUCUCAAACAUGCCCACCAUCAACUUUAAUCCCUAUACACCCCCACUAAAGAAACUUCGAUUAUCUCACACUUCGGAUUUUCCUUUAAAUGGUCCUCUUCCUAUGUCAGGUUUUCCCAAUAACCAUCUAGAAUUCUCUAUAGAUCCUCCUAUGCCCAAUGGUUGUCUUCCUAACAACACCCCUGUUGGUAUGCAGGGAGCCAGGCAUGCUCCAUAUAAUUUAUCAUUACCGGAUAUCCACACCAAUAAUUUGCUCUCGAGUCUAUCUCCUGUCGGUUUUCCAUCACUUUAUCAUGUUGUUGCGAGUCCAAGUACCUCCAAUAAUACCAUGAUUCCCAAGCCAAGUAAAAAUGCCGAUAUAUCUAGUUUGCUAACCCUUGGAAGUUCAACCCAAACUAUUAAGAAAUUUGACAGUGAAAAAACAACACAAUUCGUACUCUUUGGUCAACCCAUAGUUAUUGAACAACAAACCUCUCAAAGCAAUUCAAGAAUUAGUGUUUCUCCCCGUCAUGCAACGAAUAGUUUUUCUGAUGGGAAUGAAUAUAAAAAAGAGAAUACCUCUGAUUCCUCAGAUACUUCAUUUGUUCAUAAUAGUGUACAACAUUACUUACCAUCUCAAUCAUUUCGAUCAGAGGAAAAUGUGGAGAUUGGACACUCUAAAGUUUUCAUAGAAUCUGAAGAUAUAGGACAAACAAAACAACUUGGUGAAUGGUGA
Messenger RNA from Solanum pennellii, 1842 nucleotides. RefSeq names its product auxin response factor 18-like. The record is from RefSeq and is a predicted model, not a curated record. Gene Ontology annotation, biological process: response to hormone; regulation of DNA-templated transcription. Lineage: Eukaryota; Viridiplantae; Streptophyta; Magnoliopsida; Solanales; Solanaceae. The coding region runs from base 1 to 1842 and encodes 613 amino acids. Gene Ontology annotation, molecular function: DNA binding. The transcript has 3 exons. Gene Ontology annotation, cellular component: nucleus.